This is a messenger RNA of Alnus glutinosa, 924 nucleotides long. RefSeq lists its product as uncharacterized. The transcript is spliced from 5 exons. Bases 209 to 712 code for a protein of 167 amino acids. Gene Ontology annotation, molecular function: serine-type endopeptidase activity. Gene Ontology annotation, cellular component: membrane; mitochondrial inner membrane peptidase complex. Gene Ontology annotation, biological process: mitochondrial respiratory chain complex assembly. Lineage: Eukaryota; Viridiplantae; Streptophyta; Magnoliopsida; Fagales; Betulaceae. The record is from RefSeq and is a predicted model, not a curated record.
UUACUGUAGAUUGGCUCUUUGCGAUUACGCUGGCUUUUUAGUUUUUACCCCCUUCGGCACGAGCGAGGAGAAAGAAUAGGUUUUGGUAUUCCAUAAUUCUCAAUCGGUAAAACCCCAGGCAUUUCUCUCCCGCCCGUAUAUGAACAGCAAUCUCUUCAAGAUGGUUACGUUUUGCACCUGAUAUGUGUUUAUAUGAGGAAACUUGGAUAUGGGAACUCGAAAUUUCUUGCGGAGUUUGGCAAACAAGUAUUUUACCUUUGGGCUCAUAGGCCUUACUGUUUCUGAUCGAUAUGCAAGUAUUGUUCCUGUACGGGGGGCUUCUAUGUCUCCCACAUUUAAUCCUCGAGCCAGCAGUUUUACGGAUGACUAUGUUUUGUUGGAGAAGUUUUGCCUUGAAAAGUACAAGUUUUCACAUGGCGAUGUGGUAGUUUUCCGCUCCCCAAGUAAUCACAAGGAGAAACACAUAAAGAGAAUAAUUGCCUUACCAGGUGAAUGGAUUGGAACCACUCAUAAUUCCUAUGAUAUGUUGAAGAUUCCAGAUGGACAUUGUUGGGUAGAGGGUGAUAAUUCAGCUUCUAGCAAGGAUUCUAGAUCUUUUGGCCCAAUUCCUUUGGGUUUGGUUCAAGGAAGGGUGACCCACAUCGUAUGGCCUCCUCAGAGAAUAGGUGCAGUCGAGAGAAGAUAUCCUGAGGAAAGAGUUUCUUCUCUCUGAUAGUAUGUCGACUGUGGAUCUCAUUUUGCGAGGGAAAACAAUUUGUUUUUUUUCCUGAUUCAUGUCCUUUUGGGCAUUUGCCGAGGAAGCAUUUUUUGAUUGGAUUUCCAUCUUGUCAAUGAUGGUUGAUAUGAGCCCAUUGUACGUUUAGGCUCUUUUAGUGAGAUCUAUGCUGCCUUCGUUUUGGGAAGGGUAAUAAUUUUUUUACAUCA